AUGGGCGCAGCGGGGUCGCGCGAGGUGUGGGUGGUAAUGCCGGACGGCCGCGCGGAGAGCUUCCGCGAGCCAAUCACCGUCGCGCAGCUGCUGGCGCAGCACCCGGGGUAUCUCGUGUCGCAACCUGACCUGCCCGGGAACCCCGUCGAGAAUCACGGUGCGAAUCGCGGGCGGCGGUGGAAUUUGCCAGCGGAAGAGGUGCUGCGGCUCGGGGAGAUGUACGUGCUGCACUCCGCGGAGCUAGCGAGCGUCGAAGACGUGUUUGCUGACGUGGCGAAUCGCGUGCAGACUAGGGGCCAGGCACCGCGGCAGCCGCGCAAGGCUCGCGGAGGCCAUUCGCGCUCCAAGUCCGCCUCUCUCGUCGAUGGCGGUACGCGCGGGGGAACCGAACACCCGGAGUGGCAUGAUGCCGUGAUUACCGCCGCGACUCACGGCGCUGGCGCUGGCGGAAAGCACAAGGGCAACCGACCGCGGAGGACGCGCGCAGCGGCGGGAGAAGGGGCGCGCGCGGAGUCUCAGAGCCCGGAAAACGACACGCGACAGGACGGAGCUGUCUACGCCAACGCAAUCGUUGCGGGUGUAGCCGCGGAAAGCGGCCUCGAGAGCUCCGCGGGCUGCGGCGCCAGAAGCCUUCCCCACAGCCCCUCGUCCUCCUCCUCCCCCCCGCUCUCCCCUUGCCUUUCCCCUCCCCGCGCCCGUCCCGGCCAUCGUCACGCGCGCGGCCUUCCCCCCCGCGUUACGUCGCGUCUGGCGCAAGCGCACGGGCACGGCAGGCGCGCGUCCAUAAGCGCGCUCCCCGUGGAGGGGGGGAGGGGAGGGAAGUCGGGCGGAGAUACGAACAGGCAUUGGGGAGCAGCGAAGGGCGGGUUACCAGGGGAAGGUAAGGGCGGCAGCCAAGCGUGGGACGAGGAAGGGGAGCGUGGGCGCGGAAAGCAUGGGCGGGGGGGAAACGGAAGAAGAGAGCAGACGCGUGGGCGCGCUCAGGCGCAAGCACAUGCGCGCGACUCCCGCGAGAUUGCUGGUGCCGCCUGCAGGAGCGGCGGGUUCAGCGCGGAUAAGGAACUCCCUCACUCUGCUCCCCUCCUGGCGGGCGGCACUGGCGCGGGUGGCACGGGGAGAGAGGCGGGGCAACGAGGGCGGGCGCGGGCAGGAGAGAGGGGGGUGGCGGGGCAGAGUGGGGGGAGGAGGGCGGUGAGGGGAGGGAGGCCAGUGGGGCGCAGUGUAUCCGCGGAGGAGGAGGGGGGACCGAUCGUGAGAGCCAGAAGGGAGGGUUGGAGUGUGGGAGAGGUGUGGGAAGAGAGAAGGGAGGAGGAGGAGGAGGAGGAGGAGGAGGAGGAGGAGGAGGAGGAGGAGGAGGAGGAGGAGGAGGAGGAGGAGGAGGAGGAGGAGGAGGAGGAGGAGGAGGAGGGGGGGGAGGAGGGACGAGGAGGAGGAAGAGGAGGAGGGAGGGAUGAAAGAAGAAGAGGGGGGGGAGCAGCUACAGGCGGAAAGGGAUGGGCGGUUGGGGGUGGCGAACGGAGAGGGGGAAGGCGGAGGGGCAGGUGA
This is a messenger RNA of Closterium sp. NIES-65, 1545 nucleotides long. Lineage: Eukaryota; Viridiplantae; Streptophyta; Zygnematophyceae; Desmidiales; Closteriaceae. The record is from the annotation of a GenBank genome assembly.